AUGCAAGCAUACUCGUACUGCACAAUCCUCUUUUUCCUUCUGGCGGUGCUAGUCGCCGCCCACGAUGAAAGUACCAUCCAAACACAGCACAUGCUACGUGCGCGUAAAAAUUUUGACGAGUGCGGCGGCGCCAAGGAGCUGCAAGUCCUUAAAAGGACGCUCAGCGACGCGCUCCCUAAGCUCCGUACGUCGCUCAAGUCUGUCAGCGAUGACGACCAGAAAAUCGAGCAUGCGGUAAGCAAUGUUCGCCGUCUGUUGGUCAAAGUCGAGGAUCUGUGCUAG
Molecule: messenger RNA, 282 nt
Organism: Malassezia vespertilionis
Lineage: Eukaryota; Fungi; Basidiomycota; Malasseziomycetes; Malasseziales; Malasseziaceae
Exons: 2
Coding region: 1-282 (93 amino acids)
Source: RefSeq, a predicted model, not a curated record